This is a messenger RNA of Chanos chanos (milkfish), 588 nucleotides long. RefSeq names its product B-cell receptor CD22-like. Lineage: Eukaryota; Metazoa; Chordata; Actinopteri; Gonorynchiformes; Chanidae. The record is from RefSeq and is a predicted model, not a curated record. The transcript is spliced from 3 exons. Gene Ontology annotation, cellular component: membrane. Bases 1 to 588 code for a protein of 195 amino acids. Gene Ontology annotation, biological process: cell-cell adhesion.
AUGUAUCAUGCUUUCUUAGAUUCCCCAAAAAACACGAGAGUGUCAGUCAGUCCCUCUGGUGAAAUAGUGGAGGGCAGUUCAGUGACUUUGACCUGCAGCAGUGAUGCCAACCCACUAGUUCACACACACACCUGGUAUAAGAUCAGAGAUGACAAAACCUCUCAGGUUGGCAAUGAGAAAAACCUAAACUUGAAUUUGACACAUGAGACCAGUGGACAUUACUACUGUGAGGCACAGAAUCUGAUUGGAGUUCAGAACUCGACUGUGUUUUCAGUCGAGCUGCCAGAUUCUCCAAAGAAUACCACAGUAUCAGUCAGUCCCUCUGGUGAAAUAGUGGAGGGCAGUUCAGUGACUUUGACCUGCAGCAGUGAUGCCAACCCACUAGUUCACACAUACACCUGGUAUAAGAAGAACGGAGCUGAACCCUCACUGAUGGGAUCAGGACAGAAUUACAGCAUCACUAACAUCAGCUCUGAGGACAGUGGACAGUACUUCUGUAGAGCUGAGAAUCAAGUGGAGGUGCAGCUGCGUCUCAAAUUAGUAGACCCACCAGAAAUAGUAGCACCCCCUUCUGGCAACGAGAGAUGA